Melozone crissalis (California towhee) is the source of this 2838-nucleotide messenger RNA. RefSeq names its product MIER1 transcriptional regulator (gene MIER1). Gene Ontology annotation, molecular function: histone deacetylase binding; transcription corepressor activity. The transcript is spliced from 14 exons. Gene Ontology annotation, cellular component: nucleoplasm. Gene Ontology annotation, biological process: negative regulation of transcription by RNA polymerase II. Bases 239 to 1696 code for a protein of 485 amino acids. The record is from RefSeq and is a predicted model, not a curated record. NCBI's taxonomy places the organism in Eukaryota, Metazoa, Chordata, Aves, Passeriformes, Passerellidae.
CACGGCCGCGAUGCCCGACGGGCGCGUCGGGCGCUGCCCCGCGCCGGCCCGGGGACAUCGCUGAGCGGGGCAGAGCCUCACGCCCAGCAAGAGCCCCCGUUCCCCGAGGACCCCCCGUUCGCCUCACGGCCGAUGAGACUCCCCCCGCGCCUCUGCGGCUCCCCGCCCUUCUGUUGAGUCUUCAAGCCCAGGAGGAUCAGCAGCCUCUGACGACCAUGAGUUCGACCCCUCGGCUGACAUGCUGGUGCACGACUUCGACGACGAGCGCACACUAGAGGAGGAGGAGAUGAUGGAAGGGGAGACAAACUUCAGGUCUGAAAUCGAGGAUCUCAACAGGGAGAGUGACAUGCCCAUCCAGGAGCUGCUGAGCCGCUACGGCUACGACGGCACCGUGCCCCUGCAGGAGGAGGAGGAGGAGGAGGAGGAAGAAGAGGAGGAGGAGGAGGGAGAAGACGACGAUGAUGUCGAUAACGAUGACAACAGCGGCUGCAGUGGGGAAAACAAGGAGGAGACCAUCAAGGACUCGUCGGGGCAGGAGGAUGAGACCCAGUCCUCCAACGAUGACCCAGCCCCGUCUGUGGCCUCUCAGGACCCCCAGGAGAUCAUUCGCCCUCGGCGCUGUAAAUAUUUUGAUACCAAUAGUGAAAUAGAGGAGGAAUCUGAAGAAGAUGAAGAUUAUAUUCCCUCAGAAGACUGGAAAAAGGAAAUCAUGGUGGGCUCUAUGUUCCAGGCUGAAAUUCCAGCUGGCACCUGCAAAUACAAAGAGAAUGAAAAAGUGUAUGAAAAUGAUGACCAGCUGCUCUGGAACCCUGACUUUUUACCAGAGGACAAAGUCAUAGAAUUCCUCAACGAGGCCUCGAGGCGCACGGGAGAGGAGAAGGGCCUGGAUGCAAUUCCUGAGGGCUCCCACAUUAAAGACAAUGAGCAGGCCCUCUAUGAGCUGGUGAAGUGCAAUUUUGACACGGAGGAGUCCUUGAGGAGGCUGAGGUUCAAUGUCAAAGCAGCCAGGGAAGAAUUAUCUGUUUGGACAGAAGAGGAGUGCAGGAACUUUGAGCAAGGGCUGAAAGUCUAUGGCAAGGAUUUCCACGUGAUUCAGGCAAAUAAGGUGCGGACCCGCUCGGUGGGGGAGUGUGUGGCCUUUUAUUACAUGUGGAAAAAGUCAGAACGUUACGAUUUCUUCGCUCAGCAGACCCGCUUUGGGAAGAAAAAAUACAACCUGCACCCUGGGGUCACGGAUUACAUGGACCGCCUGCUGGACGAGAGCGAGAGCGCCGCCUCCAGCCGGGCCCCGUCGCCGCCGCCCACGGCCUCCAACAGCAGCGCCAGCCAGUCGGAGCGGGACGAGAGCGCCUCCAGCAGCACCCCCAACGGUGUCUCUGCCAACGGCCCAGGGGAGGUGCCAGGGAAGGAGGAGGCCAAGCUGGAGGGGCUGCACGCCAAUGGACCUUGCAGUGGGAAGAAAACUCCUCACCCAGAGCUGGACACGAACGGCUACGAGCCCGAAAACCUCCCCAGUGAGCCCAAAGGGGCUCACUCAGCCCCCAGGAACGAGCCUGAGCUGGAGGAGAAGAGCGAGAGGCCUCUGAAAAGAAGGAGGAUGAACAGCAACGGGAAGGAGAGCCCGGGUGCUGCGGAGUUCUUCCAGGAAACCAACUCCCACGGGAAGCUGGAGGAGCUGGAAACUCUGGAAGACUGAGUGCUGGGAGCUGAUUUUAUUCCUUGGAGUAAAUUCUGGGUGUCUAAAAUUUUCAGGGUUGAUGGGUUACCUUCCAAAGUCCAGUUCCAUAAACAAUCUGAGAUUUUUGUUUUUGUUUCCUGAGACCUUCUAGUCGGCUCUAAAGAUCCGAUGAUUUGGUUUUCUUCAGUGCUGAAAAGCAGCAGGAGAAUAUUGGAUUUCUCAGAGCUGGCAGCUGCAGUUCUGGGAUUAAAAGGCUCUUAAAUAUUUAAGGAACAAAGCAGUGAGUUGCUGCAAAAAUAUUCCCAGCCUAAUACAUUAAAGAAUGUGUUAAUACAGCAUUUAAUGUAUAAAACAGCAUUUAAUCAGUGUACAAGUGAACAAAGCAUUUGGGGCUUUGCAGGAAGUUAAAAUAAAACAGGAAAAGCCAAGACAGAGCAGGCACAGAGACUUCCACUCCUGCUGGAGAGAGGAAAAUGUCAUCCCAUCAUUAAGGAACCCUCAUGAAUCCUGAAAGUUAUGAGCACAACUAUUUUUAUAUAUAGAAGUUUUAAAAGGUAAAUAAAUAAACCAGGUCAGGUUUGUCUAUGUAAAAUUGUUGACAUCAAUGAUGUCUUUCCAUAUUCUUUAUCUGGGCUAAAGAAAUACAUUCUGUAUUUUUCCAGAUUUCUUUGUAGCCUUUGAAAGAUUUUUACAGUACUUAUGUCUUGAUUGAACUGUCCUUUCUUAAAACAAAAGCUUGUAUAAUUUUCUUACCUUGUACAGUUGGUAAACUUUUAUGAGAGAGUUGAUACCCUGAGUCUAAUGUCAGCUUCCUUUUAUUUUGCUGAAGUCUUUUCUAAAAAAAAACCAACAAAAAAAAAACCAAACCAAACCAAACCAAACCAAUGGAGUUAAAAAUUAAUCACCAACGUGUUAAUUUUCUUCCCAGAAACUGGUAAAUAAUUAACAUAAGAAUGGUUAGGAGGCAUUUGAUUUUGGAAAUGUGCUUUAUUUUCUUGUUUUAUGGCAAACAAUGAUGUUUCAAUUUUUGUUAAGCAUGCUGCUUGCAUUGCACACAUUUCCUUGCUUUCUUUCUCCCUUUGUUUGGAAGGCAGAGAAAUCUCCCAGCAGCCAAAUUGUGGAGUUUGCUGAACCUUCUGCAGGUCCAGCUGCUCCACCGU